AUGGUCUCAUUACUGCAGCGCAUGCGCAAGCUGCAAACUCUCCUCGCCAUCCGCCUCGGUCCUGGCGCAGCAGUCCUCCCAAGNGAAAUCUCUCGUAUCCACAUGCGCUUCGCUCCCAAAAUCGACGGCGGCCACAUGGGCCCACGAAAGUUCUGGCGCCACGAACUCGUCCGCCUGAAAUUCCACAACCCUGCCAUUCCCAUGACCCUCGACCGCACCGCCGCACAGACAGAUCCUGCUUUGAUGACCAUCUUCUUCGCCGACCCGGAAGCUUCGCCAACCAGUGGUGCCGCUCCCACUACCAGCACGAGUGGUGACAAGCAACCCAGCAAUUAUUCGCCCAGUUCAAGGACAGAGACUAUCGACAUGACCAGCCGCACACAAGAGAACAUCCUGGCUGAUUUGGUCAGAAUCACAAAUGCGAAGCAGGUCGAGGCUACACAGGAAGAGUUGGAGACAUUGCGCUCGCUCGAGGAGCAACGGCUACGCAGUCAAAGAGACAGCAAACUCAGUUUGGAGGUUAGAGAAAAGAAGAAGAGAGAAGAGGCUCUGUUGGCACAGGCAAGAGGUGACGUUGCAUCCGCCGUCUGA
Molecule: messenger RNA, 591 nt
Organism: Aureobasidium musti
Lineage: Eukaryota; Fungi; Ascomycota; Dothideomycetes; Dothideales; Saccotheciaceae
Source: the annotation of a GenBank genome assembly